This is a messenger RNA of Seriola dumerili (greater amberjack), 1009 nucleotides long. It is a transcript of the gene efcab10, whose product is annotated as EF-hand calcium-binding domain-containing protein 10-like. Lineage: Eukaryota; Metazoa; Chordata; Actinopteri; Carangiformes; Carangidae. The transcript is spliced from 4 exons. The record is from RefSeq and is a predicted model, not a curated record. Bases 17 to 421 code for a protein of 134 amino acids.
AAGUGAAGUGGCGAAGAUGGCGGCGCAGAGAGAAGAAGACGCCGCUGAUUAUCUCAAAAAACACAAAAUAAUCGAGCUCAUGGACAACCUGACCAGCAUGCUCUUCUUCUACAGACCUGAGAAGCCCAGACAGUUUCUGAUUGAGCAGCUGGAACAGCUGAAGCUUUCUCAACAGAGCGGUGUGAAAGGACCAAAUCUGUUCAACAACUCCAACCUGGAUGCAGUCUAUGGGAUACUGGACCCUACUAAACAAAAAUACAUCACUUUUGCACAAUACAAGCAGGCACUGACCACUCUGGGCAUAAAAAACAUUAACGAAUGUCCUGAAGGUGCAAAUGAAGACAGAAUAUCCCAAGAGACUUUCAAAACAGAAGCGAUAAAAGGCCUACAGAGAUGCUCAGCAACAUACAAACAACCCUGAACUUUUAUUCCACUGAGUUAAUAUGUCAUGUAUAGAGUGUUAUAAUGUUGAAAUGCACCUGGAUAUUGUGAUUGAGAGUGGAGAACUGUGUUUGGUCAAAGGAGCACAUUUUACAUAAUUGUUGUUUUUAAACUACCAGUGGAGUUUUUGAGUUUUUGUGGAGUUUGUGUUUCAGGCAAUUUCAUUUUCAUUCAAGUAUAUUGACCAUCCUUUUCACAGUCAACAUUCAUAUAUUGUGGUGGACUUCCUUCUAAAAACUGGAGGUGAAGCCUCAAGAAAUAACACCAAUUCAUUAUCAUAAGUCUACAUCCUAUAGCUCAGCAUUUUGGUUCUAAUAAAUGAUUUUCCCUUUUCCUUCAUAAAUUGAAAAAAUGUUUUCCACUAACAAGGAUAUAUGUAGGUUUAUUGCUGAAAAUGACCUUUGGGAUUAUCUCUGAAGCUGCCCACCUCCCCAGACACUCAUGACCUUUUUAACCUCAUGACUCUGUAGGCCUAAACAUUCACAGUAACCAAGCCAAAAACAUAAGCAAUUCCUAGAAACACAAUGUAAAAUAAUGAUAAUGGUUACUCUGGUAAACAUAACAUUUU